GAUAGUUUGGACGGCCGUCAGUCUCCGGCGAGGUGGGCCGUGGAACAGAAUCGGUGUUCCCCGUCUGAUCCGUGGACCAGGACAAUCGCUGAGGACUGCGGGUACGGUGUGGGCCAUUUGGGGGAAGCUGAGGACUGCGGCACAGAGGCGAUGAGCGCCGGCGGCGAGACAACAUGGAGUUCUGAUGCAGCCUAUCAGCAGUUUCAGAUCCAGUCUGCUGGAGGAGGUCGGGGAGAGCUUGGUGCCGGCUGCUAGUUGUCGUUGUCUUUGGUGUGGGGGAUUUGUAGGCGGUACCGCGGGCUGAGGCGACGCGGCACACCAGCGGACAGCGGAUAGCGGUGGUGAGCACAAGGGAGAGCUCGCCGCCGAUGUCGGAGCUGUCAACGGGGAAGACGAAUCCCCGAGCACUGGGGUGGAACCAGAGGCUAAGGAUUGGUAUUGCCUCCCCCAGCAAAACACCGCGCCUAAACCGAGUAAGUAUGUUUGAAAAGGUAGUCAGGUGUUUUGCGGAGAACCCAACUGAAAAUGUGAUGACACUGGUUCUUGGCACUACUUUCAACUCUGUGGCUGAGGCAUACAAUUUCUACAGUUUGUGUUCAUGGGAAAAGGGGUUUGCCAUCCGGUACGGCAAGAGCCGGCUAAAUUUCGAGAGGACGAAGUGCAUGCAGGAGAUAGUUUGUGGGUGCUUGGGUAAGGCUGGGGUUGAGAACACAAGGUCUUGCCGUGGCCCAUAACGUUACAUUCUGUCUGGCUGCGGGGACAGGAACUUCACUUUUCCAUUCGACAAAAGGUUGCAAUUAUC
Messenger RNA from Aegilops tauschii subsp. strangulata, 802 nucleotides. The record is from RefSeq and is a predicted model, not a curated record. NCBI's taxonomy places the organism in Eukaryota, Viridiplantae, Streptophyta, Magnoliopsida, Poales, Poaceae.